AUCAGCAGGGGAGCAAGUCACCCUCAGCUUCUGCACUCCGGGUCAUCUUCAUCGAGGACAUCAUCUUUUAUCGUACAUGAAAUAACUGUCCCAAUCACAUACAGGAAAAGGAAAAUGCUGUUUUGGGUGUUGGCCCUCCUGCUCCUCUGCGCUUUUCUGUGGAAUUACAAAGGGCAGCUGAAGAAAGUAGACAUCGCUGACAAGUAUGUUUUCAUCACUGGAUGUGACACAGGCUUUGGAAACUUAGCAGCCAGAACUUUUGAUAAAAAAGGCUUCCAUGUCAUUGCCGCCUGCCUGACUGAGUCAGGAUCAGCUGCUUUGAAGGCCAAAACCUCAGAAAAACUUCACACAGUGCUUCUGGAUGUCACUGACCCAGAGAAUGUCAAGAAGACUGCCCAGUGGGUGAAGAGCCAUGUAGGAGAAAAAGGUCUCUGGGGUCUGAUCAAUAAUGCUGGUGUUCUUGGUGUGCUGGCUCCCACUGACUGGCUGACAGUGGACGACUACAGAGAACCCAUUGAAGUUAACUUGUUUGGACUCAUCAACGUGACACUGAAUAUGCUUCCACUGGUCAAAAAAGCUCGAGGGCGUGUUAUUAAUGUCUCCAGCAUUGGAGGCCGGCUUGCAUUUGGUGGUGGGGGCUAUGCCCCAUCCAAGUAUGCAGUGGAAGGGUUCAAUGACAGCCUAAGGCGGGACAUGAAAGCUUUCGGCGUGCAUGUCUCCUGCAUCGAACCAGGGCUGUUCAAAACGGAGCUGGCAGAUCCAAUCAAGACAACUGAAAAAAAACUUGCCAUUUGGAAACAUCUGUCUCCAGACAUCAAACAACAAUAUGGCGAGGGUUACAUUGAAAAAAGUCUACACAAACUGAAAAGCAAUACCUCCUCGGUGAACUUGGACCUCUCUCUUGUGGUAGAGUGCAUGGACCAUGCUCUAACAAGCCUCUUCCCCAAGACUCGGUACAUUGCUGGGAAAGAUGCCAAGACAUUUUGGAUACCUCUGUCUCACAUGCCAGCAGUUUUACAAGACUUUUUAUUGCUGAAACAGAAAGUAGAGCUGGCAAAUCCCAAAGCUGUGUGACUCAACUGACCACAAAUGCCUGGCCCUAGCAUCGAGAUUGACUGAUUUCACAGACUUAUCACCUCGGUCUCAUUCUUUACUAGACCCAACUUGGACUCAGUUAGACCAUGUUUCUGUUUAUAAAAGAAGAUAUUCCAUGGUCCUUUCUUAAAUCUUCUAUGAAAAUAAGGACAGAGAAGGCCUAUCACAUAAGCCGGUCCUGCCUGAUAGAACAGAAGCUUUGCCUGAUUGGUAAGAUGAAAGAGAAACUGAUGUCCCUCACUGGUUCAGCAAUCCAGAUUGUUAAACAUUGUCUCUUAUCAAAAUGUUAACCUAUAAGAAGUCUUUCAUUAGUGGAUCCAAUGGCUCUGUUAUCUGGCAGAGAAGAAGACUCAGGCUGGGACUCACUAUGUUCUGAUAAGCUUUGAUAAGAACAGGAAAGAGAUAAAAGGCACGUUACACAGAGCACUUGUGUGAACUGAGAAGCGGUUAGAAAUGGGGAAGAAAUAGAACGGCAGAGAAAGACAGGGGAUGAAAGGCAAAGAGACUCCAACACAAGCCUCAUACUCUGGGGGGGGGACACAGAGGACACACUGCUGCUGUUACCAUGAAGUUACAGCAUCUGGUCCUAGCCCUAGAGGCUCCUCAUCUCUGGCUUCAUCUAGUUGCAGUCAGCCACAUCACAGUGGAAGCACACCAGUUCUGUUGGCUACAGCUGCUCAUUACAAGGGCCAGGGUCUUGGCUCCAUCUCAUGGCUUCAGACUCUGUGGCUUGCUUGCUGCCCUUUGACUCUCCUGAUGUGCCAAGGCUACCAAGAUUUGCAGAAUCUGAAGGGAACUCCUUCACUGAUCUUCCCACCAUACUGGUCCAAUUGUCCAACCUUCUAAUUCUGUCUUUGUUUUUGCCUCAUCCUGAGAUGCUUUUUAUUAUUCUUAUUCCUUUAAGUAGCUACAAUUCACUUAC
Arvicanthis niloticus (Nile rat) is the source of this 2017-nucleotide messenger RNA. RefSeq names its product dehydrogenase/reductase 9 (gene Dhrs9). Gene Ontology annotation, cellular component: intracellular membrane-bounded organelle. Gene Ontology annotation, molecular function: oxidoreductase activity. The record is from RefSeq and is a predicted model, not a curated record. Gene Ontology annotation, biological process: steroid metabolic process. Lineage: Eukaryota; Metazoa; Chordata; Mammalia; Rodentia; Muridae.